Messenger RNA from Coccidioides posadasii C735 delta SOWgp, 1206 nucleotides. The record is from RefSeq and is a predicted model, not a curated record. Lineage: Eukaryota; Fungi; Ascomycota; Eurotiomycetes; Onygenales; Onygenaceae.
AUGGCGAUAGUUGAAAAGUUCUUCUAUGAUGGCGAUGACGGCGAGGUAGAGGAUAUGCGCAAGUACAAACGUGGAGGAUAUCACCCUGUACUCCUUGGUGAGGUAUUGCCCAAGCAGUCAACUUCCAACUCUCGAAAACCAAGGUACUGGAUUUUGCAAAAGUUAGGCCAUGGUGCUUUUGCUACAGUAUGGCUAGCAAAGGAUCUUUUGGGCUCUCUUGGUUAUGUUGCUCUCAAAAUCAACAUUUCAUGUAUCACUGGUGAGAACAAUGAGAUCCGAAUUCUUCGGCAGUUACGGGAUUCCGGUCAUCAGAAUCAGCUUGGAUAUAAUAAUGUUAUCCAUCUAUUAGAUGACUUCGCGAUUCAAGGGCCCAAUGGAAUACAUGAUUGCAUUGUUACUGAAGUAGUAGGUGGCAUGAGGUAUUUCCGUGAUACUUCAAUUUUUAAAGCUUGUGUCAAGAAGCUCUCACUUCAGGCUAUAAUGGGACUUUCAUACUUGCAUAGUCAAGGAAAUGAGUCUGUCCCGGCAUAUCUUGUUCCGUCUGUCUCUCUGGUGGAAUUUUUAGAAUGGAAAGCAGGGAAUAGUGCAACUUAUGAACCCCUCUGCCUCAAGAUCAUGGAUCUUGGAAACUCGUUUCGAAAGUCAGACAAAAGACCGCCAUCAAACACUCCCAUAGCCAUCCGCGCUCCCGAGGUAACCUUCUGUGAGCUUUCAAAUGGUAAGGUAGGGUCGGAUUGGGAUAAACCUAUAGAUGUCUGGGCGGCGGCGUGCACUCUGGCCCUCUCCCACCUGCCUGGAGGCCAUACUGGGACUUGGAUAAGGUUUGCGCAAACGCUGGCGAACGACGACAGCUUGAUACGGAAGGGUUCUGGGCCGAGCAGCGGAUUCAUCGGCCUUGCGCACCCUCUCAGCGGGAUACAGACCAACUGAUUGAUUUGUUAAGGAGUAUGCUUAAGAUCAACCCUGAUGACAGACCACAAGUGAGCACGCUACUUGAUCAUCCGUGGUUUUCCUGAUUAAGAGCAUGAAAGUAUCUUUCUUCGCCCUCGGGCAACAGUGAUGAUAGGUGCAUGGGUCUAGUUCCCAGGUGCUGGCGCGUGUCGUGCUAGACGGUCGUGUUGAAAGGCACCAGGCAACUUCCAUAGUGGUACUACACGCCAAUCAGUUCAUUGUAAAUGUUCUCUAAUGAAAUGAUUUACAGUUAUG